AGAAAGUAAUAUGAAAAUAUAGAGAGAGAAAAAGAAGUAUCCGUGGUGUUUCCCCAUCCUCAUCCCGAGUUAGGCAUACGCUACAAUUCAAACCUGCCUUCCUUCGCCAUUAAAGCUCUUCUUCUUCUUCUUCCCUUACCACUUUAAAAAUCUCCAAAACCUAAGAAAAAGAAAGAAAGAAAAAAACAUGGUAAAGUACCAGAGAAAGAAGGCCAUGGCGGACGAAGAAGACGACGAAGGAGGAGCAGGAGAACUACGAAGCCCGGGAAAUUACUUUUAUGCCCCUACAGCUACAAGACUUAGAUCCAACCCUAAGUUUUUUCUUAUGGUCUUUCUUCUUGCUUCCUGCACCCUCCUCCUCUUACCAUCCAUGCUUCUUCUUCUUCUCUAUGAUCAGAAAGAAGGUGUUGCCUCUGCUGCCAAUACUAUGCUCUGUUCCUCUCUCUCUAAUGGCAACAUAUGUUGCGACAGAAGCAGUGUAAGAUCAGACAUUUGUAUAAUGAAAGGAGAUAUAAGAACCCAACCAGGAUCUUCCUCAAUUACAAUGUACGGCGCGGCCGCCGGUGACGCCGCCGGGGCGGCGGCGGUUCGCCGCGAGAAGAUAAAACCGUAUACUCGAAAAUGGGAAGACAGUGUAAUGAAGACGAUCGACGAGCUAGACCUCGUCGUUCGGACAGACCUGGCUGCUGCUGCCGGCCACCGCUGCGAUGUCCGGCACGACGUCCCGGCGGUGUUCUUCUCGACUGGCGGCUACACCGGAAACCUCUACCACGAGUUCAACGACGGGAUUCUUCCGCUCUACAUCACGUCGAAUCGGAUGAACAAAAAAGUCGUGUUUGUAAUCCUCGAGUAUCACAAUUGGUGGGUCACCAAGUACGGUGACGUCCUCUCGGAGCUCUCUGAUUUUCCGGCGAUUGACUUCUCCGGCGACAACCGGACCCAUUGCUUCCCGGAGGCUGUCUUCGGGUUGCGGAUACACGAUGAGCUCACCGUCGACCCGUCGUUGAUGGGUAACAACGAAAGCAUUCGAGAUUUCCGUGGGCUUUUGGAUCGGGCCUACAGGCCCCGCAUCCGCGGGCUAAUUGAGGACGAGGAGCGCGAAGCCCGAUCCAUGGCCCGACCAAACUUUGACGGCUCUAAAAUAACACCCCGGCCCGUUCAAGGCCCAGCCCGACCCAAAUUGACUAUAAUGUCGAGGAAUGGGUCGAGGGCGAUAGCCAACGAGGAUUUGUUAGUGAAAAUGGCGACGGGCUUAGGGUUUCGGGUUGAGGUUUUGAGGCCCGAACGGACCACUGAGCUCGCUAAGAUUUAUCGGGCCUUGAACUCGACUGAUGUUAUGGUGGGUGUGCACGGCGCGGCGAUGACACAUUUUCUUUUUAUGCGGGCCCUUAGCGUGUUUAUUCAAGUCGUGCCACUUGGGACCGAGUGGGCCGCCGAGACGUACUAUGGCGGCCCGGCCCGGAAGUUUGGGUUGAAGUACAUGGGCUAUAAAAUUAUUCCGAAAGAGAGCUCGUUGUACGAUCAAUACGAUAAGAAUGACCCGAUCUUGAGAGACCCGCAUAGCGUUUCGAGUCGAGGAUGGGAAUUUACGAAGAAAAUUUAUCUCGACGAUCAGACUAUAAAUUUAAACCUCAAACGAUUUAAAAAGCGUUUGAUUCGAGCCUACGAUUAUUCCCGACGGCGGGAAUCCACGUAGGCUCGAGGUUUAUAUCUAUGUAGAUAAUAAAAAUUCUUUCUUUCUUUGAUAAAUAUUAAAAAACUUUGUUUAUGUAUACAUAUGUUUAGAAACUUUGAUAUUAUUUUUUAAUAUUAUUAUUAUUUUUUUAAA
Andrographis paniculata is the source of this 1828-nucleotide messenger RNA. RefSeq names its product xylan glycosyltransferase MUCI21-like. Lineage: Eukaryota; Viridiplantae; Streptophyta; Magnoliopsida; Lamiales; Acanthaceae. The transcript is spliced from 3 exons. The coding region runs from base 188 to 1696 and encodes 502 amino acids. Gene Ontology annotation, molecular function: glycosyltransferase activity. The record is from RefSeq and is a predicted model, not a curated record.